ACAGGUUGGUUUCAUGCGUGAUCGUCUGAUUCAGUUCAUCUCUAAAUUGCAGUUUGCUGUGACUAUUCUUAUGGCAUCAUGGACAGAGAAAAAACAACGUCGAAAAACAACUACCACUUUAUGUAUACUCAACAUUGCCUUCUUUCCCUUUUUGUUGGUCAUUAUAGUUUUUUCUACACUGCUCUCUUCUCCCUUGCUCCCCCUCUUCACCCUUCCUGUGUUUUUGGUGGGGUUUCCCCGACCUAUUCAGAGUUGGCCAGGAGCAGUGGGCACCACAGCCUGUGUGUGUGCAGAUACAGUGUACUACUACCAGAUGGUCCCCAGGUUGACUGCUGCACUGCAGACUGCAAUGGCAGCUGGAAGUUUAGGUCUCCUCUUACCUGGGUCUCAUUACUUGGGACGUUUUCAGGAUCGUUUAAUAUGGGUAAUGAUUCUAGAACAUGGGUAUACUUAUUGCUGUAUUAACAUUAAGGGAUUAGAAUUGCAAGAAACAUCCUGUCAUACUGCUGAAGCUCGAAGAGUUGAUGAAGUUUUUGAAGGUGCUUUUGAGCAAGAAGAAUACACAAAAGUAUGUUCCCUUAAUGAACACUUUGGAAAUGUCUUGACACCCUGUACUGUUUUGCCUGUGAAACUGUAUUCUGAUGCCAGGAAUGUCCUAUCUGGCAUAAUCGAUUCUCACGAAAACUUGAAAGAAUUUAAAAGUGACCUUGUUAAAGUACUUGUGUGGAUAUUCAUUCAAUACUGCUCUAAAAGGCCCAGCAUGCAGCAGGAUGUUCACAAAACUGAAAAUAAAGGGAAAGCACCUCUAAUAACCUUGCCUGCCUUAAACACUUCACCACAUUCCAAAUCACCAGAAGACACAGGUAGUUUAAAUUCAGAAACUCUUGAUGACUGGUCUGAUGAUGAUAAUAUUUUUGAUGAUGAGCCAACUAUCAAAAAAGGAAAAGAAGAAAAAGAUCAGUUGAAAGAUUUGCCAGGUACAAAUUUGCCUAUUCCAGGAUCGGUAGAAUCACAGAGCAUUGAUGAUCAUCUUUCAGUUCCUGAAAACAAUCUUUACAAAGCAGUUUUACUGGGAUACCCAGCUAUUGACAAAGGAAAACAAGAAGACAUGGCAUAUAUCCCUCUCAUGAAGUUCAGUUGUUCACAUUCUCACUUGUUAAGCUUACCUGAAGAGUGGAGGUCUAAUUGUAUGCCUAAUUCCAAAAUGAAGGAGAUGAGCUUGUUAUUUCCGGAAGACUGGUACCAGUUUGUUUUAAGGCAGUUGGAAUGUUUUCAUUCAGAGGAAAAGGACUCAAAUGUACUGGAAGAAAUUGCAAAGGACAAAAUUUUAAAAGACUUAUAUGUUCAUACAGUUAUGACUUGUUAUUUUAGUUUAUUUGGAAUAGACAAUACAGCUCCUACUCCUGGUCAUAUAUUGAGAGUUUACAGUGGUGUUUUGCCUUGGUCUGUUGCCUUGGAUUGGCUCACAGAAAAACCAGAACUGUUCCAACUAGCACUGAAAGCUUUCAGGUAUACUCUGAAACUAAUGAUUGAUAAAGCAAGUUUAGGUCCAAUAGAAGACUUUAAAGAGCUGAUUAACUGCCUUGAAGAAUAUGAAAGUGACUGGUACAUUGGUUUGGUAUCUGAUGAAAAAUGGAAAGAAGCAAUUUUACAAGAAAAGCCAUACCUGUUUUCUCUAGGUUAUGAUCCUAAUAUGGGAAUUUACACUGGGAGAGUACUUACCCUUCAAGAAUUAUUGAUCCAAGUUGGGAAGUUGAAUGCUGAAGCUGUUAGAGGUCAGUGGGCCAACCUUUCAUGGGAAUUGCUUUAUGCCACUAAUGAUGAUGACGAACGUUAUAGUAUACAAGCUCAUCCACUGCUUUUGAGAAACCUUACGAUACAAGCAGCUGAUCCUCCUCUGGGAUAUCCAAUUUAUUCUUCAAAACCUGUCCAUAUACAUUUGUAUUAGAGCCCAUUUUGACUUGUAAAUGUAAUGUCAUCAAAUAAGGUGUUUUCAUUUUUCCACCCUAGAAAAGUAACACUUCACUGGACAUUUCCCUGCCCCAAGUCAGAUGCCUGAGAAAAGCUAAGCUCCAUCAAUUUUAGUUGAUUCUUUUAGCCAUCUUAAUGGUUUAAAAAACAACUUUAUGUCUAACAUAAAAGUUUCAACUAGUUGGCCAGUAUUUGUGCCCUAUGGACUGUGGUAGGCUUUGGUAAAUAUGAUAAAACAUUUGUAUAAGAUUAAAUAAUGAAUUUUUCAGUGCUUUGUUAAAUGUCCGAUAGGUGGCUUGUCUUACAAAAGACAAACAGCUAUGUAAUUUUUACACACUUAAAAGAUAUACAUAUCUGUGUUUUUAAGUAAUGAUAAUGGAUCCAACUGAAGGCUAACAAUGCGUAUAUAUAGAUAUGUUUAUUUAAAAUAUAAUUUGUAUAGUAUUUCAAAUGUGCUGUUUUAUUUUAACACUUAACAUGGUCUGAAUGUUUUCAUAUAUUCAUUUUGUUUUCAAAUGAAAACAAAAAAUGAAGUACAAAUUUUGUACUUCAAUUCAAAAACCUUAAAAUUUUU
Messenger RNA from Galeopterus variegatus (Sunda flying lemur), 2545 nucleotides. It is a transcript of the gene PCNX4, whose product is annotated as pecanex-like 4 (Drosophila). Lineage: Eukaryota; Metazoa; Chordata; Mammalia; Dermoptera; Cynocephalidae. The transcript is spliced from 5 exons. Gene Ontology annotation, cellular component: membrane. The coding region runs from base 14 to 1948 and encodes 644 amino acids. The record is from RefSeq and is a predicted model, not a curated record.